Molecule: messenger RNA, 1373 nt
Organism: Myripristis murdjan (pinecone soldierfish)
Lineage: Eukaryota; Metazoa; Chordata; Actinopteri; Holocentriformes; Holocentridae
Gene: rnf212
Product: ring finger protein 212
Exons: 13
Coding region: 158-1006 (282 amino acids)
Biological process (GO): reciprocal meiotic recombination; homologous chromosome pairing at meiosis; protein sumoylation
Cellular component (GO): synaptonemal complex
Molecular function (GO): SUMO transferase activity
Source: RefSeq, a predicted model, not a curated record
CAACCCUGAUCUCAAGGCGUGAGUAUCACUAAUAGUGUUAUUUCUAAUCACUAAUCAAUAUACGAAGGGGGAAGUUAGCUACACAGUUUACAAAACAGCCUGUCAAACAAAUGAGAGGAGCUGUAAACAGGCGGUUUUUAUAGUUCAUCUUCAGAAAAUGUCCUACUGGGUCCGCUGCAACUCCUGCUUCCAGCCUGUCAGUGCCGACAGGAAACUAGCAGUCACAACCUGCGGACAUGUCAUCUGUAGUGUCUGCUAUCAGCAAGGGAAGCAAGGGGAGUGUUUAAUAUGUAACGCCAAAUGCCAGGUGUCUCCCCUGUCUGACAAAAGUAGUUCUGAGGUGAAGGCCCUGUUCUCUGACAUCAAAACUGUUGCGACCAAACACUUCUCAGAAAUCAGCAAGGUUUUAAUGUUCCAGGCAAGGCAUCAGAAGAGACUCUUGACUCACUACCAGGAACGGAGUGAGAAAUUAGAAGAGGUCUUGGUCAAGAUGAAGCAAGAAAUGCAACAAAUGACCAAGAAGCUGAAUGAACAGAGGUCCUACAUCACUAAACUGGAGAACUGUCUCAAGCAUCAAAAUGCCAAAGCUUCAUCAGUGCCUCAGAUGAGCCACAGUUCCCACGCUCCAUGUGGACCAAAGUCAGUCCUACAGAUCCCAUAUAACUCCCCCAUGCCCUUCUCACGACACUCAUCAACCACUGACCUGAGUGAAAACAUGGAGGUGGAUGGAAGAAAUCUGUUCAGGAAACCUGACCCUGUUCCCAGAGUGUCGUUAAUCAGUCCUCCGCAAGACGGACGAAUGGGUACCGUUUCUCACCGAUCGACCAAUCAGAACGCACUGACCAACCACUCAGCGCGCUCAGCCACAGUCAGUCGUUUCCAGUCAGCAGCAGUCACCCCAGAUUUGUCAUAUGGCAGGAGCACUGGCUGGAAGUCCCCUGUCUUCAAACCCCCCUCUUCCUUCAGACACUCCUCUGUGUCGUCCCUGGUCUGCCUCCCACCUUAACACACACACAUACACACACACACACGCACACACACACAUAAUAAAGAGUCUUAAGGAAACGAAUCUGCUCACUGGUGUGUUUCUAGAGGCAUUAAUGGAACACCAGCGGCUCUAAACUUUGGUCUUUGUACUGUAAUCCAGCAUAUUUUAAACUACAGGUGGCCAAAAGUCAACAAUCUGUUUCUAGCGAGCCCCCCACAUCACAAGAACAUUUGCAUGCUUUAACAGCCCUGCACCUCAGGCUUAAACUAAAUUUAAUCAGUUUAACGUCUAAGAUCCUGAGCUGUGAUGCAUCAUACUGUACAUUAGUAACUCAGCUCUUUUUCUGUGCCAUUGAAAUCUGACUUUGUCACCAUCUCAACAAUUA